AUGGCCACCUCGGUCGGCGGGAUGGCCCACGUCCCGCCUUUAAAUAACGAUUUCAAGGACAAACCGACCGCUGUUGUGGAGUCUCUCCUGCAAGGGCUCUCCAUCUCGAAUACAAAUCCGAAACCCUCGCCGUUAAUAUUAUCUUCUUCCCGUCCGGCUCGAAAGGAAGCCUCAGUUAUAAUCCCAUAUCUACCAACCGAAAUUAUCCAGGAAAUCCUUUUCUACCUCUCGCCUCAUGACUUCGAUUCUGCUCGGCUUGUCUGUCGUGACUGGUUCCAGGCCUCUAGUUGUCGCGCCUUACUUCAGCGAAACAUCGAUGCCCUGCAUUCCCCUUCAGGCGCAACUUCUCGCUCUAACCAAUGGUCCGCCCAACAAAUACAAACAUUCUCCGUCCUUCACCUUCGAAGAUACUUCACCACCCUCGUCACCGAAUGGCCAGGCAGCCGUCAUCGUGUCCCUUGCCUGAAGACUCGCCUUGACGCUCGCGCUCUCCUGGAUGUCUCAAAUCCGACCACUAACACUCCCAACAAUGGUAAUAAUAGUAAUACCAAUACCACAACACCCAACCCGGAUAGUAACAACUAUUCGCCCAACGAGUCCUUCGAAUGUGUCGGCUUCUCUCGUCAAACCGGCUCCUUUGCAGCCAUGGUAGUCGGCCGCCGCUCUAACCGCAAACUCUACAUCUGUCGAUUGUUCUCCAAAACACACAUGACCCUCGAAUUCCGACCUCAUCGACAUUCCUGUUGUCCAUGUAUUCCCGAGCCAGGUCCUUUAUACAUGAUAUUCGAUGUCAAAACAGCACUCAAUCUCAGGAUAGUCAAAGUCGACAUGGAGGAAGUGGAAUCGCCGUCAAGUGUCAAGGAAUUAUCGAUUACAUUCGAAAACGGCAUCGUGGAAACAUACACAUUUGAAGGAUUAGCACCACACAGGAUCUACCAAUUGAACAUCAAAGACAAAACGGUCAAAACGGCGGCUAUAGCGCAUAACCAUGGACCAAACCAAACGUGUGGGAAUGCGCAGUGCAAGGCUGGAAAUGGCUACGCUUUGACGAACCCGAGAUAUCCGAAUCCAACAGGUCAGCCAGGGAACAAGAUUAGAGGGUUUUUCCAGGGCUUUUUAAGUCGCUUCCAUAAACACCCAAGCGCGGGAUAUCCCCCUGGGUUAGGAUGGCAGCAGCAGCAGGCGAGGGGAAAUCCAGCGAUGUUGGAAGUCAAGGCGGCCAUGCAAUCGCCGGAUCCGAAAACCAUGAGAGUCAAGAUUCUGGGUAGGGAAGAGCUAUGCUACGUGCUCUCUGUCCCAUUUGACAAACAGGGCAGCAACCUUGGUGUUCUAGCUGUAUCCAAGAGCUCUGGCAUGGUUUAUGUUUGCGGAACAUCACCAGAAUUAUCACAACCAAGGAAAGGCAAAGAUGAAACGACAGUAUAUAUGCAUCAUUGGCUAUCUGUUCCAUCCAGAAAAAAUGGGAGGGGCGAAAUAACCCAUAUUUCAGUCGCUCCUUUGAUGCAUUAUGACGUCGGGCAGAACGAUGCUUACAUGGGUGUGCUGAUUGGCUAUGCGAAUGGAGAAAUCUGGCUGUGGCGUAUGAACCGGGAGUGGCGUCAUUUAGUACCCGGAUGCGGACAAAACAAAGCUCAAGGGUCAGAUGAUGGAGAACAAAGGAAAUAUCUUGAUAGACCAGUGCAGGCGCCGUGUGUUAGUACGGCCAUACCACCACCACUGGAAAUUCCGGUCGUCAAAGGCCAAGAGCUAUCACUGCCGGUGUUGAAUAUCGUUGCGCCUGAGGGUCAGAAGGUAGAUGUGGGGGAUUCAAAUGAAAAGGCAUGGAAGCUCGCAUAUCUACCAGGUUUGAAGGCUUUAAAUUUUGUGGCUCGGGGUGUGGUUAUUCUCGCGGCAGAUGGGAAGUUUGUUUGGGGAUUUGACCUCAGGGAACUACACGGUUUCGAUAAAAAUACUGUACAUGUUCCCGGAGGCGGCGUAGGUUUGUAUGGAGGAACUUGGGGCGAUGGAGGAGAGGUUUCUGGAUUUUUGAAUUGGGGGCGCGGUUAG
This is a messenger RNA of Orbilia oligospora ATCC 24927, 2046 nucleotides long. RefSeq lists its product as uncharacterized. Gene Ontology annotation, molecular function: protein binding. The transcript has a single exon. NCBI's taxonomy places the organism in Eukaryota, Fungi, Ascomycota, Orbiliomycetes, Orbiliales, Orbiliaceae. The record is from RefSeq and is a predicted model, not a curated record. The coding region runs from base 1 to 2046 and encodes 681 amino acids.